Messenger RNA from Nerophis ophidion (straightnose pipefish), 5656 nucleotides. It is a transcript of the gene larp1, whose product is annotated as La ribonucleoprotein 1, translational regulator. The transcript has 21 exons. Gene Ontology annotation, biological process: positive regulation of translation; mRNA stabilization. The record is from RefSeq and is a predicted model, not a curated record. Gene Ontology annotation, cellular component: cytoplasmic stress granule; cytosol. Bases 340 to 3468 code for a protein of 1042 amino acids. NCBI's taxonomy places the organism in Eukaryota, Metazoa, Chordata, Actinopteri, Syngnathiformes, Syngnathidae. Gene Ontology annotation, molecular function: RNA cap binding.
ACGUGCGCGCUCCUGGCAUCGCGUGGUGGAGCAGAGCGACCAUAUUGCUGCUAGCGGCUGAGGAAGGCUUGUUGUCCCCCUCGAGACAUCUCCGGACGCGGAUUUAGCCAUUUUUAUUCCUAUGUUUUAACCCAGCGCGGACCUCCCUGCGUCUUAGACUGAAAACAUUUUAGUCUGAGAGCGACAGAGGAGCGACACGCUUCACUUUUUUUCCCCCCCGAGAAACCUACUCGGUCACGGGGAGGGGAAGGUGGACUGGUAAUCCCGAAGCGGCGGCGGCGGCGUUGGCGGGGGGGUGGGAGGAAGGAAAGGAAGACGCUGGUUGGGGGUGGGGGGGAAAUGGCCGCUCAGGUGGAGGCUCUCCUGCCGGGCAACCCGCUCCUUAAAGCCGAGGAGCACGGCAAGGUAAUCCGCGGCGAGCCGGGGGAGGACGUCGCCGGGCUGGAGCGAGGGAGCCGCGAUCCGGAGGCGGGCGAGGGGGGCUCUGACAGCGAGGCCCGGCCGGGCGAGGACAGCGCGGAAGGCAGCAAGGAGUUUACCGAGGCCCCCCCGCCCAAGGUGAACCCGUGGACGAGGAAGAUGAACGCGGUGACGGUGGUCAGCGUGAACGGACAAGCACAUCACGAGUCAAUUGGUCCCGCCAAGGUGGUGAGAGCUGGCAACCCACCCAAGCCCAGGCGUGGGGGAAAGGUUGGGGACUUUGGCGACGCCAACAGCUGGCCCACUCCGGGGGAGAUUGCAACGAAAGACAUUCAGAUCGAGGCAGUGACACGGACCGUGUCCUGCCCGCCGACUGUCAGGCAGGUCAAAGACUCGUGGAGAUCCCCUGUCCACAAGAGGAUGUCCACCAGGAAGGAGACCAAGGAGAAAAGGGAGAGCAACGAGGAGAGCAAGGAGAACCUGAAGGCCAAGUCGGACGACUCGGGAGAGGAGAAAAACGGCGACGACGACUCCCAGAAGAACGGGCAGAAGAAGAAAGCAAACAAACAAAAGUGGGUUCCCCUGAUGAUCGAAGUCAAGUCCGAGGGUCCCCGGGAGCGCUCGGCCUCCAGGAACAACAGCAGGCAGAAUGAAAACCCUCGCCUGCCUCCCAACGCCAGAAACGACCUCCGAGACUGGCACAGUCAGAAGUACGAGCGAGAGUGGCGUGACGACCACGACGAGGUCUCAAGCGUGAAGAGCGAGGGCGCGCCGUUUCGCGGCGGCUUCAGGGGUCGUGGACGCGGCAGAGGGCGAGGCCGGGGACGAGGCCGAGGUAGAGGCCACUACGACUACCACCAAGGCUACAAGUCCUACGACAUGAAAGACGGACCUUACGGACAGAAGGCGGGCAACUCUGUGACGUACUACUACGACAACAUGAGCAGCAGCGACCUGUACUCUGUGGACCAGGACCUGCUGAAGGACUACAUCAAGCGGCAGAUCGAGUACUACUUCAGCCUGGACAACCUGGAGCGGGACUUCUUCCUACGCAGGAAGAUGGACGAUGAAGGCUUCCUGCCUAUCGGACUCAUUGCCAGCUUCCACAGAGUGCAGGCCCUCACCACCGACCUCAACCUCAUUCUGGAAGCUCUGAAGGACAGCAAAGUAGUGGAGCUGAUCGACAUGAAGAUCCGACGCAAGGUGGAGCCGGAGAAGUGGCCCCUCCCAGGACUGACUGUGCCAAACCACACCGAUUUUUCUCAACUCAUAAACUGCCCGGAAUUUGUGCCCAGACAGGUCACGGAAGAGCCCAGAGGUUCUCCCAGGGCCUCGACGCUCAUGAAGCCUACACUCAAACACGACUCUGACACGCCUUCCAACCUUAAGACGAUGCCCAAGGGCCUCUCCGCCAGCCUACCUGAUCUGGACUCCGAGUCUUGGAUAGAGGUCAAAAAGAGGCCCAGACCUUCGCCAGCCAGACCCAAGACGCCCUCCUUGCAGCAGCAGAAGGAAAAGGAAGACUCGAACCGCUCACCGCUGCCUCAUAGUGGCUCCUCCCCUUCCCCUGCCACACCAGGAAAUAAGGACGGCGGCGAGCAGGACGAGCCCGAGGAGCUGGACUUUAUGUUCGACGAGGAGAUGGCGCAGAUGGACGGUCGGCGCAACACUUUCACCGACUGGUCCGACGAGGACACGGACGGCGAGAUCGACGACCACGACGUCAACAAGAUCCUGAUCGUUACGCAGACGCCUCCCUACCUGAGGAAGCACCCGGGCGGCGACCGCACGGGACACCACACGUCACGCGCGAAGCUCUCCAGCGAGCUGGUCAAGGUGAUCAACGACGGCCUCUUCUACUACGAGCAGGACCUGUGCGACGACACGUACGAGCCGGAGUACGCCACCAUCAAGCAAGAGGUGGAGAACUUCAAGAAGGUCCACCUGAUCAGCCGCGAAGAGUUUGACUGUCUGACCCCUGAACCACCCGUCGACCCCAACCAGGAAGUGCCCCCCGGCCCCCCACAACCCCAGCAGAUUCCAACCGACGCUUUGGCGAACAAACUUUUCGGCGCCCCGGAGCCUUCGACAAUAGCGCGAUCGCUCCCGACGACCGUGCCCGACUCCCCCAACUACCGCAGUGCCCGCACGCCCCGAACCCCGCGCACGCCUCACCGGAAGGACCCCGCCCUGACGCCACGCUUCUACCCGGUGGUCAAAGAAAGCCGGCCCGUCGAUGCCAAGACGCCAAGGAAGAGGAAGACCAGGCACAGCUCCAACCCGCCCAUGGAGUGUCACGUCGGCUGGGUGAUGGACUCCAGAGAGCAUCGCUCCCGCACCGCCUCCGUCAGCUCCAACGCCAGCCCCUCAGAGGGCACACCUGCUUUAGGUAACGUCGGCUGCACGCCGCAGUCCCUCCCCAAGUUCCAGCAUCCAUCCCACGAGCUGCUCAAGGAGAAUGGCUUCACGCAACACGUCUACCACAAGUACCGCCGACGCUGCCUCAACGAGCGAAAGCGGCUGGGCAUCGGUCAAUCCCAGGAGAUGAACACGCUCUUCCGCUUCUGGUCAUUCUUCCUGCGGGAUCACUUCAACAGGAAGAUGUACGAGGAAUUCCGGCAGCUGGUGGUGGAGGACGGGAAAGAAGGAUACAGGUACGGCUUGGAGUGCUUGUUCAGGUACUACAGCUACGGUCUGGAGAAGAAGUUCAGGCCCGAGAUCUUCAAGGACUUUCAAGAGGAGACCAUGAAGGACUACGAGGCUGGUCAGCUGUAUGGACUGGAGAAGUUCUGGGCCUUCCUCAAAUAUUCCAAAACCAAGACCUUGGAGAUUGACUCCAAGCUGCAAGAGUAUCUGAGAAAGUUUAAACGUCUAGAGGACUUCAGGAUUGACCCGCCGAUGGAGGACGGAGGUCGCAGGAGGCACUCGUCCAGCGGAGACAGCCGCCGCCGCCACCCCUCCCAUCCCUCCAGCCGCCCCCCGAGCAGCUGUGGCGCCGCCGCCAAGGACGACACAAAACCCGACCCAGACGCCAAGAUGCUGAAAUAGAGGACAGCGGCCCACACCAUCAGGUCGCUUGUCGCCGGUUCUCAAGGAGGCACCGCUUCUCUUCUUUGAUGCAUCGCAGCCCCCGCCCUGCCCCCCCCUCCACCCCAUCAAUUUUUUGUUUAGUCCAUGCUUUAAGGAACGAGGAAAAGAACCAUGGUGGUGAGUUUUGAAGCGGUUUGUCUUAACGAGGCAAAGGAGGAGGAGUCAAAGACGUCGUCUUCACCGUUAUUUUUCUUGUUUCCUUCCUCCAUCGUCAUCGCCCUGAAUUUGAUCUCAAGAUAGUUUUUUUUUUUUUUUUUUUAAGCGCCUGGGAAAGUUCUGCUGGCAUCCAAGCGGACCAAAGCGACUGCAGACCCAAAUAUUUAAUUCAGUGAACUUUUGAGAAGAGAAGACUUGAGUGUUGCCUUAUCUAAUGCUUUUUAGCGCUGGGAGGUGGGGGGAUGUUUGCCAGCAGAGGCCAAGAGGUGGCGCUGUCUGUCUUCCACGUGUUACAAGUCCCUCGCCUUUUCUCCCUCGCGGCUUUUGUUCUUCCACCAUGACUGGAUCCUCUCCAGGUGCUUCCUUCACGUCCCGCUCAUCCGAACCAUCAACUACAGUCUUGGAUUACUUGAAAAAAAAAAAAAGAAGAAGACGACGGCGUGUCAGGAGGGGGCGCCGUCGUACCUCCAUUUCCGGUGUGACGCGCACGUCGUCCAUGAUGAAGAGCGCUAAGACGACUUACUUGCCUUACAUGUACUCAACGUGCGUUUUUUUUUUUUUUUUAAGUUUCCUUCUGAUCGUUUUUUCGCUUCCAUCAGGAUCGUCCACGUGGAUUCAAAGCGACGGGAACACUAAAAGGGAACGUUAACAUCGAGGCAGCAGACAGGCGCUGUGUUUGCUCGCAACCACAAAAAGCUCAAGCGAAUUUUAUUUCAUGUUGAAAUUGGUUACAUUUCCCCCUCCCCCACCCCUUGUUUUUCUUCUUUUUUUUUUUCACGCGCUUCCGUUUGAUCGGCGCCCCCCCCACCGAGCUGCAUUUGAAGCCGCCCGCUUGGCUCUGCUUUCCAGCAGCGAAAACAACUCGCGUUUUGUUUUAAGCUGCGGCGCUGACUUCCAGUCACGUGUUUGUGACGUCACUCGUUCAUGUCGCAGCGGAUUCAGACGCUCACGUUCGAUGCAUCAAAGUGUUACGCGGAGGUAAAAAGGGGAGGGGAAAAUAAGUGUUGUUGGGGUUUUUGUUUUUUUUUUGCCACCAGGAGGCAGACUUCUCCCCAGCCUCCAGUCAGGAUGUUUCAGUUCUUCCCCCUUUUCGGACUCCUAGCGACUCUGUGCACCCGCAGCCCGAAGACGCAAAAGGAGCGAGAACAUUAUGGUUGCUUAUGAUGUCUGCAGACUGAAACAAAAACAAACAAACAAAAAAAAGGACAAACAAGUCAUAAAGCCAUACGAAUAUACUUUGAAAACACAAACUGUCUAUAAAGCGUUGGGAGUUGUUCAUUGCAUCAAAAUAUCUUAGGCUUGUCAUGAGGCAAAAAAUGUGAAAAUGACCAAAAAAGGAACAAAAAAAAAAAAGUAUAUCUAUAAAACGGGAAAAUGUAAAAUACUUGAAUGAGAUCUUGUAUGAUAACAUUUAAUAUUCACUAUCUGCUUUGUAGGCUGAUGUGAUUCGCUUAUUAGUGUCAUUUGUAAUUUGUAGUAAUUAUGCUUUUUUUUCCUUUAAUAAAAGAAAAAAAAAAUACAAAACGGACAAAAAAAACUUGAAAAGCACGCUUGGUGAGUCGGGUUUUUAUUUGCUUGGAAUACAAAUAAACACAGGAUUGCAUUGUUCAACACCUUUAGUUUUCUUUCAUUACAAACAAUUAUUAAAGUGCUGCCUAGUUAAAAAGUGCAAAACAUUAACAGGAUUACAGCAUCCUAACGGUGAGUAAACAUUUGAAAAAGCUUCCACGUUCCCAUGGUUUGAAUUGCAUUGCAGUACUAUUCACAGCCGCUAGUGGGUGCCACUUGGAUCCGGAGCUUGUCCUGCUGUAGUUUCUUGCUUUCGCCACCAGAUGGCGUGCUUGCAUGGUCAAUUAAAGGUGUUCGAUUUUCUUACUGCAUUUGUUUUAGCCGCUGCGUGAUCUUCUGCAUGAUCUAACCUGAGAUGAUGGAGGAAGUUCUGGAAUGGACGUCAGUCAGUAAUUAGGUACAACUCUUUUUUUUUUUUUUU